Molecule: messenger RNA, 501 nt
Organism: Sclerotinia sclerotiorum 1980 UF-70
Lineage: Eukaryota; Fungi; Ascomycota; Leotiomycetes; Helotiales; Sclerotiniaceae
Exons: 6
Coding region: 1-501 (166 amino acids)
Biological process (GO): mycotoxin biosynthetic process
Source: RefSeq, a predicted model, not a curated record
AUGUCAGUAUCGGCUCGCUCUGCUGUAACUUGGGAAGUACGCAAGUUCGAGACGAAAAUUCUAGGAAAUCCUUUCGUCGGCGAGCCCCGACCUGAGCUCGAAAAUGCAUGGCAUAAUCUUUUACGAUAUGACAAUUUACAAGUACCAUUGAGCGAUUUCGAUGAGAACAUGCCCGUCAUACAUUUGAAAGAUGGAUCUGGUGUCAUUGCUCAAUUGACAGUUUUUCAUGCCCUUCACUGUUUGAAGAAAUUAAGACAAUGGGUUUACCGUGACCACUAUUACAGUACUGCUUCUGAAGAUCGACUGUCCCUAGAAUCUGAACAUGCAGAUCACUGUAUCGAAUACAUCCGAGAGAAUCUGAUGUGCAAGCCCGAUCUUUCACUCAUUACAUACAACGACCAUGAGUGUGUAAACUGGGAUAAUAUUGAUGCUUGGGCUGAGGAGAGAGAAUUUGAUUUGUUUCGUGUUGAUCUACUUGAAAGGCCUGACCCUAUGUCAUGA